UUAACUUGUGAUUCCAAGAAAUUCAUGAAGGGAAGCGUGACAUAAAAUAAUUUAAGUGAAAAUUUACAAAUUCUAGUGUUUAAGAAAAACGCAAGUUUUUUUUAGAAACUUGUGCCUAAAAGAUUUAAGUGAUAUGUCUGACGAUUAUAAAUAUGCUUGUCAGAGGGCAGAAUUGCUUGGUUUAUCAGCCCCUACUGAGGAUGAAUGGGCCAAGAGUGAAGCUGCUCGAAAGAAAGAAAUAGAGGAACAAGAAGCCCAAGAUGAUGCUAAAGCCCAAGAUUUGGAACAAACGGGUGAAAAUAUGAAACGUGUCGGUGGUGGAUUGGACGAAUUAAAUAGUAUAUUAACUGCCACGCAGAAAAAACUCAACAGGUUUAAGACAGUUUGUGGAAGUUUGGGCACUUUGUUAAAAGUUCGUGCAAAAUCACAUCCAGGCACACCUGAGCACAAAGCCCGCAAGUCUAAAGAGUUGAAUAGUCCAGAAGAAAAGGAAGCUGAAGAUAAAAAAAAAGAAAUUAAAACGAUGGAGCUGAGUGAAAAUCCAGAGGAUGCUGAGAAUCCAGAGGAUUGUGUCAAGCCUGGUACUUUUCUACAGAGAAAAAUUGAGAUCAAUCAGAAAUUAGGAUCGCACAUCGACAAAUUGGAUUCUUUGAUUAACAAAGCAGAAAAUGCCCAAUACAGUAUGCAACAUCAGUCCAAGCAAAUGAAGAAACUUCUGAAGUAAAUUGUAUUCGAAAUGUGGUGGAUACAAUUUUUGCGAACUACCGUAUAUUAAUUUCUAAUUGAUUCAAAGCUCAGAAGAAAGUUUGAUUUAAAAUGAUAAUAAUCUACCCAAUAUUACAUCCAAUUCAAAAAUGUUUAUGCCACAAGAUUGGUUAGCAGAUAUUGUGUACAAUUUACAAGAAAGUUUUUCCUGAAUAAUGAUUAAAGUUUGAAAAUAAUCACAGUUAAACAGUAUGAUCGCAGGAGUAAAUUAUUUCUGAUAUCGUUACGUUUAUAGCAAUUUGCGCAAAUUGUUAGAAUCGUUUAGAGCAAAUUUGUAUAGUUAACAAUUACAAAAAAUGUAGAUUGUUUUCUGAAAAUUUUCUUUGCAUCCUAAACGUACACGUAUUUUCAUAUUUUAAGAUUCGAGAAAAAAUUUAACCUCGCUAUCCAAAUAAUGAGAUUUGAGCUAUAUUGUAUUUUAUUACUUAAAGUAUUAAGUACUGCAGAGACAAUUUACAUGAUUCCGAGAACAAUAAUUAUUGAAUGAGUGAUAUUUUUUAAUAUU
Molecule: messenger RNA, 1270 nt
Organism: Belonocnema kinseyi
Lineage: Eukaryota; Metazoa; Arthropoda; Insecta; Hymenoptera; Cynipidae
Exons: 3
Coding region: 134-724 (196 amino acids)
Source: RefSeq, a predicted model, not a curated record